Messenger RNA from Falco peregrinus (peregrine falcon), 2005 nucleotides. RefSeq names its product solute carrier family 25 member 39 (gene SLC25A39). Gene Ontology annotation, biological process: mitochondrial transmembrane transport. The record is from RefSeq and is a predicted model, not a curated record. NCBI's taxonomy places the organism in Eukaryota, Metazoa, Chordata, Aves, Falconiformes, Falconidae. The transcript is spliced from 12 exons. The coding region runs from base 164 to 1234 and encodes 356 amino acids.
GCGCGGGCGGCCGGCGCGGGGCGGAAGUGGCGCGCGGGCCGGCGCGCGGCGGUGGGGCGCGGGGCGCCCAUGGGGCUCCUUAAAGGCACCGCCGCCCGCCCCCCGCCCGCUGACGGCGGAGGGAAACGCUGCACGUGGCUGGAAUGAGCAGGCUGACGGUGCCAUGGCCGAGAAGACAUCGCCGAGCCCCUGUGGGGGCAUCACGCCGCUGCAGCAGAUGCUGGCCUCGGGGACAGGGGCCAUCCUCACCUCCCUCUUCGUGACGCCACUGGAUGUGGUGAAGAUCCGGCUGCAGGCCCAGAGGACCCCCUUCGCCAAAGCGUUGCCAGUGCGGUCUGUGCCCUGGGGCACUCAGCAGGCCACAUGGAAGUGUUUUCUCUACUGCAAUGGGCUCAUGGACCAUCUAUAUGUUUGCCAGAAUGGCAACAGCUGCACCGCCUGGUACAAGACCCCCACUCACUUCACUGGCACGCUGGAUGCCUUCGUGAAGAUCACACGCUAUGAGGGCAUCAGGUCUCUGUGGAGCGGCUUGCCCCCCACCCUGGUCAUGGCUGUGCCAGCCACCGUCAUUUAUUUCACCACCUACGACCAGCUCCGAGACUACCUGCACGCUCGGACGGGAAGCCGGGGGCAUCACAUUCCCUUGUUGGCCGGGGCCCUCGCCAGGCUAGGUGCUGUGACAGUCAUCAGCCCCUUGGAGCUCAUCCGCACCAAGAUGCAGUCGCGGCAGCUCAGCUACCGGGAGCUUGGCGUCUGCAUCCAGUCGGCCGUGGCUCAGGAUGGCUGGCUGUCCCUCUGGAGGGGCUGGGGACCCACCGUGCUGCGUGAUGUCCCUUUCUCAGCUCUCUACUGGUUUAACUACGAGCUGGUGAAGGAGUGGCUCUGCAGGCAGGCCUGUCUGGAUGAGGCCACAUUCAUGAUCAGCUUCGCAUCCGGGGCCAUAUCCGGGACGGUGGCUGCGGUGCUGACGCUGCCCUUUGACGUGGUGAAGACCCAGCGGCAGAUCGAGCUGGGAGACAGCGAGGUGCACCCAGUUGCAGCCUCCAAGCCUUCCUCCACCUGGCUGCUCAUGCAGCGCAUCCAUGCAGAGUCUGGCACCCGGGGGCUGUUUGCAGGCUUCCUGCCCCGCGUUAUUAAGGUGGCACCCGCCUGCGCCAUAAUGAUCAGCACCUAUGAAUUUGGCAAGACCUUCUUCCAGAAGCUGAACCAGGAGCGGCGGCUGCGCACGUUGUGAGCCAGGGCGAGGGCAGGGCUGGAUGUGGCCAGUGCCCCAGGGGGACAGUGCCACCCCUACUCCCGGCGAGGCCUCCUGGGAGCAGCAAACCAGCUCGGCUGUGCAAAGCCCAAGUGCCUUUGUGCUGCGCUCUGCCUCCCCGCUGCCUGCACACAGAGGCAGGCCUGGCCCAGCUCCCCAUCCCCAGCCACACUGGGGACAUCUGUGCCUGCUGCUGUGACACUGGGGGGGACGUGGGCUCCCCUGUACUCACCACUUGAGCUGGACAGAUGCUGCUGCUGGACUCACGGACACUCUGGCAAAGAUGGGGCGCCCCAGGAGCUGCGGCAGGGCAGGAGGUGGGAGCUGGGGCUCUGGUGAUGACCAAACUCCCGGUGGCUUCUCUGCGUCCCUGCCUGGCCCCCAGCCCUGCGCUGGCCACGGGCCUGCCCCUGCUCGCUAUCAGUCACGCACAGCAUCCCCUUGCCAGUUCUGCAUGGCAUAGGGACAGGUCAGGGCCCUUUCCCUGCCUCUGGACCUCUCCUCCCACUUGGGGUGUCACAGUCCCCUGCCAGCCCCGGGGCUCAGACCCCAUGUGGGGACAGACCUUGCUGCUGCUCUGGGGGGGCUGAGGUGCCCUGGUAGCCCCUGCUGGUGCCCGGUUCUGUCACCACAAGGGCCUGCCCCAGCGUUUGUGCCCGGUGUGGGUGCUACCCCAGCUCACUCUGGGGGGGGGUGGGUGGGUGGGGAAUUUCUCUUAUUUUCCUAAAUAAACGAAAAUAUUGUCUCUUA